GGGCACAUAAGCUCGGCGACGCGCAUCCAAGUGGCAACUACCUAGUGAAAAGUCGAAAAAGUGCAAUACCAAGUCCUGAAAUCAAAAGUGUUUUUAAAAAGUGAAUUUCAAGUUCAAAAAAUAUUAUUCAGUUGCCAUAGCUAAGAGAGAAAUUCCAACAAUUCAAACAAAAUGGUCAAUCAGAGCAAACCCAAAAUGGCCCUGUCCAAGAUCGACUCCGAGAUUGAGCAGGUUGACCAGGAGAAGUACCUGCGUCAGGCCACCAGCUACUAUCAGGCGCUGGAGAAACCCCUGAAAUACGGACCGGAGGUGAAUUCCCUAUCGGACUUGGUGGCCGCCCUUCACCGGGAAUUCGAGUCCAAUUAUGUUAACAUCGAGAUGGUAAAUCACCUUAUGCUCAGCUACAAGUCCAAUCCGCGGGAGUGGCGCAAAUAUGCCAAGUUCGAUCGUUACACCUACACGCGGAACCUCGUGGAUGCUGGCAAUGGAAAGUUCAAUCUGCUGAUUCUGUGCUGGGGCGAAGGACACGGCUCCUCGGUGCACGACCAUGCCGAUUCCCAUUGCUUUAUGAAGAUGCUGAAGGGUGAUCUGCGCGAGAAGCGCUAUGAGUAUCCCAAUAGAUCUGCCAGGGACAACGGCCGGUCCCAUCAUCCCGAUGGCGAGAUCGAUAGCCGAGAGCUGGUGGAGAUUGGGGAGACACCAAUCGCCGUCAAUGAUGUGGCCUACAUAAAUGACAAUCUGGGCCUUCAUCGCGUGGAGAACCCCAGCCAUUCGGACACCUCCGUCUCCCUUCACCUUUACUGUCCACCCUUCGACACGUGCUCCGUAUUCCAGGACAACCUGAAGAAGACCACCGCCAAGGUCACCUUCUGGAGCAAGUACGGCGUGAGGACGAAGCAGAACGAGCAGUAGAUCCAUCAAGAUCCUCAAAAUAUAGCCUCUCGUAUUGUUGCAUAUUACUAAGAAUCUUUAUUACUAGAUAUUUAAUGAGCUAGGGCCUAAGAAGAUCCGGGAGCUGAGCUAUCAAAUAUGGCGAGCAAGGGCCACGUUGGCGCUGAUAACUUCUCAUUCCAUUCCAUUGGCUAUCCCGGAUCACAGUUGCGAUUAGUGUACUUUAAGUGUUAGCUGUACCAAAAAUAUUCAAUAAAUAAGUGAACCAUUGA
Messenger RNA from Drosophila simulans, 1163 nucleotides. RefSeq names its product cysteine dioxygenase type 1. The record is from RefSeq and is a predicted model, not a curated record. Gene Ontology annotation, molecular function: ferrous iron binding; cysteine dioxygenase activity. The transcript is spliced from 3 exons. Gene Ontology annotation, biological process: L-cysteine catabolic process. Bases 172 to 912 code for a protein of 246 amino acids. Lineage: Eukaryota; Metazoa; Arthropoda; Insecta; Diptera; Drosophilidae.